This is a messenger RNA of Hemiscyllium ocellatum (epaulette shark), 3861 nucleotides long. RefSeq names its product alkaline phosphatase, biomineralization associated (gene alpl). Gene Ontology annotation, cellular component: plasma membrane. The transcript is spliced from 14 exons. The record is from RefSeq and is a predicted model, not a curated record. NCBI's taxonomy places the organism in Eukaryota, Metazoa, Chordata, Chondrichthyes, Orectolobiformes, Hemiscylliidae. Gene Ontology annotation, biological process: dephosphorylation. Gene Ontology annotation, molecular function: alkaline phosphatase activity. Bases 249 to 1901 code for a protein of 550 amino acids.
CACCGGCUUCAGCUGGGUAACUUUCUCAUCCCAUCCUCUGUCAGGAAUUUAAAGGCAAGGUCCCAGGCAGGCUGAACAUUAUUAUCAGUUCCUGUACUAACUCUGUCACCAUUGGCACUUGAUAACGCAAGUCAGUGACUCACACCUAGAACACGGGAAGAUUACAGAGAAAGAGUCUUUAAGGAGUUUGAUGCGGUCGAACUGGAAAUUUGAUCACUGAAGACGGAAUUAAAUCUCGAGGAAGUGCCAUGGAGUUUGUGUUGCUUCUGCUGAUUUCCCAUCUAAAUUUCAUUUGUGGAUUCAUCCCAGGCUUCGCCCCACCGGCUGGACUCAAGAAAAAACGAAUCUAUCAUCAGCUCCGCAACCCACCUCCAGAGCAUGAAAUGAACCCAACGUACUGGAGGAACCAAGCCCAAGAAACACUGAAGCGAGCACUUAACCUACAAAAGCUUAACACUGGUGUUGCAAAAAAUAUUAUACUUUUCCUUGGAGAUGGAAUGGGGAUACCUACAGUGACAGCUGCUCGGAUACUGAAAGGCCAGCUGGAAAGCAAAACUGGAGAGGAAGGCUUCUUGGAAAUGGAUAAGUUCCCCCAUGUAGCACUUUCAAAGACCUAUAACACCAAUGCCCAGGUACCUGACAGCGCAGGCACAGCAACGGCCUAUCUCUGUGGCGUCAAGGCGAACGAAGGCACCGUGGGUGUGAGUGCGGCUUCAGUUCGGAGACAGUGCAAUACCACCUUUGGCAAUGAAGUAACCUCCAUCCUGAAGUGGGCCGAAGAUGCUGGUAAAUCCACAGGCAUCGUAACUACGACCCGGGUACAGCAUGCCACGCCCAGUGCUUCCUAUGCCCAUUCUGUGAACAGAGACUGGUACGCAGAUUCCGACAUGCCCUCUGAGGCCCUGGAGCAGGGCUGUAAAGACAUUGCUCAGCAACUUAUUUUCAACAUUCCUGGCAUCGAGGUGAUCAUGGGGGGUGGCAGGAAAUACAUGUUCCCAAGGGACACUCCCGAUAUUGAAUAUCCUAAUGACUGGAAAGCCAAUGGAACACGACUUGAUGGGAAGAAUCUGGUGGAAGCAUGGAAAGACAUGAAAAAGGGCAAGAACGCUCAUUAUGUCUGGAACAGAGAGCAACUCAAAAGCCUUGACCUGACCAAAAUAGAACAUUUACUGGCCCUGUUUGAACAUGGUGACCUCCAGUAUGAGCUGGAAAGAAAUAAAACAACAGAUCCCUCCCUGGAAGAAAUGGUGACAACAGCAAUCAGGAUUCUCAGCAAGAAUCCAAAAGGCUUCUUCCUACUUGUGGAAGGUGGCAGAAUAGACCAUGGACAUCACGAAGGGAAAGCCAAGAUGGCUCUGUAUGAAGCUGUGGAGAUGGAUAAAGCCAUUGGGAGGGCUGGCUCCUUAACCAGAGACACAGAUACAUUAACGGUUAUCACAGCAGACCACUCUCACGUUUUUACCUUUGGUGGCUACACCUUUCGGGGAAGCAACAUAUUUGGACUCGCUCCAUAUUUAAGUGAUGUGGACAGUAGGCCAUUCACUUCAAUACUGUAUGGAAAUGGACCAGGCUACUCCCUGCAAAAUGGAGAAAGGCCCAAUGUUUCCAAUAGUGAGAUCUACGAGAACAAUUACCUGGCGCAGUCGGCGGUGCCGUUGAGGCAGGAAACGCACGGGGGCGAAGACGUCGCCAUCUUUGCCAAAGGCCCGAUGGCUCACCUUUUCCACAGCGUCCAUGAACAGAACUACAUUCCUCAUGUGAUGGCGUACGCAGCCUGCAUUGGUCAGAACAGGGAGCACUGUGCCAAGUUUGAGCGUGGGCCCUGUCCCAAUGCCGCAUGGGUCCCUGUCGGGUCUGGCACCAUCUUACUGCUAUUGUUGACGCUACUUUCCUGCGUCUAAAGGAGCGGCUUCUCAGAAGGGUGGACUGCGGUCCCCCAUUCAUCAGGAAUUUUCCCCUCCCCCAAUCCCUCCCACCCCCUUACAAACGCAGUGAUUCUGGUCUGUGGAGCAGUGCGAUCGCAGCAGAACGGGAGUAGGACUAAGUGUUAGUGCUCCAGCAGACAUAACCCUCACACUGCUCCAUGCAACAGAGCGACCAUCACCCUUCCUCUUCCCUACCCAACCUUGUUUACCCCUUUGCCAACCUCGCGUUGAGACAUGCAAUGAAAUGCAUGAACCUGAACUAAAAACCACUAGCCAACUGCAUAGCAAUAGGAACAUUCAAAGAUCAGUUAUUUUUGUGCUCUUUGCAGCACCUGGCCUCCCUCCUUCCCCCCUCCCUAUUGCAGCUUGGCUGUUCUGCAGACUUGACUCCAGGUGUCUUUGUUUGUCCCCCUGUUGGAUACGGCCCAUGCUGAGAAUGUCGGACUAAAUGGGCCCUGCAUUGUUCUGUACAACCACCUUCCUCUGCAAAAGGACAAUGUUCAUUGCUCAGAGUCGUUUCCUCACCUCCCCUCGGACCCCGUUUAAUCUCAAUCAGACCAGCACCAAUGUGUAUGAAGGAGAGCCAGCACUCCACCCAUUGCAGUGAGAUUCUCUCAGGGCUCGAACUAGACCUAGAUCUAGACAGCACGGUGUCUCCUGUUCAAGCUGACACUGGCUUAUGGGUUAAAAAGCAAUUACAUUUAACGACAGAAUGUGUCAGCUCAAACAAUCAAGUCGCAGGGACAGUAAAGAAAUGUAUGGCCAAUUGUUCGAUUUCCGUCCUGGGUUUUAAUCACAGGAUGGCUUUCAGCACAAGCUGGUUAUGCAGGGGCAUCCCUACUGUCUUAUUAAUAAACCUGGAGGGUAACGUGAGUGAAAUGUGAGGAAAGCAGCCCAGGCGAAAGAUUAUUCGGAGCUAAUUAUCCAGGGAGUGAGGUGCAAGAGCUGGCAGAGUGGAUUAAUCAUGUUUCUUGUGGUUGCAAUGGAUUGGUGCUGGCUGACAGUGCUGGCCUUGCCAAGAUUCUUCAUUUCAAAUCCCCCUAAAGGGUAAACAUAAUCCAAUUGGUCAAAAUGCCCUGCAAUGUUAUCUGUUUUUGUGUAAGCCAAUCAUUCCUCUCAUAUCCUGCCUCAAAUCACUAAUGUUUCAGACAGUCAUUGUAACUGGAGAAUGAAAGUUACAUUUGCAGAACACUUAUUUCAUUUUAUUGCACUUUUCCAUGUAUAAGGAGCAGUUUAAAUAUCAAGCAUUAAGCCAGCAAGUUACUUCUGUCUGCAUGUUCUGUUAGUAUUUAUCCCUUGUUUUGUUUUAAUGAAGUUCGAAGUUUGUUGGUAUUGGGACACUGUUGUCAUGAGCGGGAGGAGUUGGUUUCCCCAUUCUCUAUCAACACCCCGCUCUGACCAACGACACGGUGAUAUAUGAUGCAAGGCAGCUUGGCUGUCACUGUGUCUUGCUUCUUCUCCUCUCCCCUGGGACUGAGGGCAGUGCUAGGGGGAGACUGUCCAAUCGAUGUGUCAGGGAUGUCAGUUUCGAUAUGACGAUCAACACACCAAGAUCUAGGAAUCCCAGAAUCCCCAAGACGUCGUUCAGAAAAGGGGGUGUUCUUCAUUCCUGGAACUCGAGUCCAACCUGGAGUGAGCUCUCUGACCUCCAGCUUAGUCAGAACAUCUGGAUGAUUCCCCCAGCUUCUACAGAACGACGGGUUGUUGGGGCAAGAUUGCAGAUUCAAAACUACACAGCACAUCAGUAAUCCAACUGAGUUACUCCUGAGGAGCAGAAAUAUUUUAACAACCAUGAGAUCAAAUAUACAACACAUUUUGUAAAUCAAAUUUCAAACGUCAGUCUCAAAUUGUAACCAUUUUGUUGUGUUACUGAUGUCUAUCCUGUUUGAAAUUUCAGAAAUCUUUUAUAAAAUAAAGUUUUCUUUUCACUGUUUUA